AUGCGCAUCGCCAGCGUCGAAGAUGGGACGUUUUAUGAUGCUCACAUAAACGACGACACUGUCGACCUUAGCUAUACCAUAGAUCGAUACUGGGAUGAGGCCAAGACAAACGAGUUCUACGACAAGCUCCAAGCCAUCAAUAACCGAUGUCCAGCCAACAUUCCAAAUGACAUUUCCUUUACUAAGCUGCCCAUCAAGACUUUCCUGGAGGCUAACUCAGGCAAAGGCUGCGAUCUUCUGUCGACUGACGGACGACGUGACCCCAGUCACGAAGCCACCGCCACGAAUCCAGCAUCUACCAUGCCAACGAUUAUUUCUACCAUGCAGACGCUGGCUAUCGGAUUAAAGCUUGACAUGGUCAGCCAGAAUUUUCACAUGAGCUCGUCCAAAAUCCCGCUUUCCAAGAAGCCGUUUGGUGCUUCCAGGUGGUAG
Molecule: messenger RNA, 432 nt
Organism: Metarhizium robertsii ARSEF 23
Lineage: Eukaryota; Fungi; Ascomycota; Sordariomycetes; Hypocreales; Clavicipitaceae
Exons: 2
Coding region: 1-432 (143 amino acids)
Source: RefSeq, a predicted model, not a curated record